UCAUGGGGCCCCCGGGCAAUAGGGGAUCAUGGGGCCCCUGUGUGCUUGCCCAAACUCAAAAAAGCCUAUGAAAAAGGUGCCAGGGGCCCCCUACUGACCCCGGGCCCUCGGGCGGUGCCCGAGUUUCCAAAUGGUCAGUCCGCCCCUGGUAACCAAUGAUGCUGGGCGACAAAAGCUGCCUGUGCUCUUGCAACCAAGGAUGCUGGGCAACAAGGUCCACCUGCCUCCAGGUAGCCAAGGAUGCUGGGAUACACGA
Molecule: messenger RNA, 256 nt
Organism: Staurois parvus
Lineage: Eukaryota; Metazoa; Chordata; Amphibia; Anura; Ranidae
Source: the annotation of a GenBank genome assembly